CUUGCAUGGAGCUAAUUCCGCGCUUGUGCGAUUACUAAGUUCUAUUUUUUUAUUUGUGCACAUUUUUGCAGUGGCAUGCCUCAGCGGACAACUUGAGCUGAUCUGGACUACUUGGGCUACUCAUGCAAUCUGGUUUUGUUUAACAGGAUGACGCUGCGCAGAGCUUACAAAUGAAGCAACCUUUGGGUCUGUGUAUUCUGAGACCGAAGCCCGAACCCACAGAUACAUAUUCGACAGCGGCAUCCUCAAGUAGCGAAGCGCUUGAUGCUAUCCCGGAUGCUCAAGAGGAUGAUCAACUGGAUUUCAAUGCUCGGCGUACUUCCGAUCAGUCAUUGAAAGCUGAACCGAACAAUCCUGUGAGCUCUUUGGACGAAGUUUGCGUCAUUGGGGCCAAGACAGCACUUCCCGUUUCUGAGAAAGGUCAGCGAGCACACACGUGCACCAACUGUGGCAAAUCCUUUACACGAGCAGAUCAUCUCCGGACGCAUUUACGUUCAGUCCAUCUGAAGCUAAGAGAUCACAUAUGCAAAUACUGUGGCAAAGCUUUUUCCUCAAGAAGCAACCUUUGUAUCCACACAAAAGCCAUUCACCUGAGUGAGUGCGACAUUGAGUAUUCUGUUAGAUUUUACUCUUUUUUGGUAACCCUUG
Dicrocoelium dendriticum is the source of this 648-nucleotide messenger RNA. The record is from the annotation of a GenBank genome assembly. NCBI's taxonomy places the organism in Eukaryota, Metazoa, Platyhelminthes, Trematoda, Plagiorchiida, Dicrocoeliidae.